AGUACAGAUGGGGAUAUAUAUGUAUAUAUAACCCAUCCAAAGCCCGAACCCUAGCACAUUCAGGCCUUGGCAUCCAUUCCUCUGCCAGCACUCCUCUUACAUUCCAUUGUUUUGUGCCUGACUGCAAAGUUUUGCUUUAGCCAUGUCACAUACUGCUGUACAGGGAAGCAUGGGGAGUCGCUAUGCCACGGGAAUGAGUUCCCACAGAAUAUAUCUGUUCGAGUACGAGAAUUUCCAAGGGCAAAUGAUGGAGCUAAGUGGACAGUGUCGUAAUGUCUGUGAGAAGGGGCUGAACCGUGUAGGCUCCAUCAGAGUGGAGUGUGGGCCAUGGGUUGGUUAUGAGCAACAAAACAUGAGUGGUGAGAUGUUCAUGCUGGAGAGAGGCGAAUACCCUCGCUGGGACACUUGGUCCAACAGCUAUCGUUGUGAUCGUCUCAUGUCUGUCCGGCCAGUUCGAAUGGACCCUCAGGACCAUAAGAUCUGUCUGUAUGAGUCCAUGAACUUUGAUGGCCGUAAGAUGGAGGUUUGCGAUGAGGACAUCCCAAGUUUGUGGUGUCAUGGCUUUCAGAACAGAGUCGCCAGCAUCCAAAUGAAUGGUGGAACGUGGGUUGGAUAUCAGUACCCUGGCUAUCGUGGAUACCAGUACCUGUUUGAGUGUGGACCAUAUAAGCAUUGGAACGAAUGGGGUGCCAAUCACCCCCAGAUCCAGUCUGUGCGUAGAGUGAGGGACAUGCAGACGCAUCACAGAGGCUGCUUUGAGAUGAUGGCAUAGGUGAUGACAUGACAUGGACAAGUGGACACAGCAGGGUGGAAACUCAAUGGAAUGUAAAAUCAUCUCUCACCAUAAGGAGAUCAUCAACGGAGAUAAUCAGAACAUAAACUGUCUAUUGUGAUGAAAACACUGCAAGCAUAAUACUGUAAUAUGUGUGCACAUUCUCACUACUGGUUGCAAAAGCAUAACAGUUUUGCUUUCAUCUAUACAGCCCCUCUUUUAUUUAGUUAUUUAUGACACUCUUAUAUAUUUCUUAACAUUUAAAUUUUACCUUCAUUCGAUUAUAUCAGAUGAAAUCUCUCUUGUCAGGCAUUUUCACUGACCCAAAAGGAGGUGCAAUGCACUCUAAGCAUAUGCCAAACUUAGAGCUUUCACCUCUUUCGUCCAGUGGAAUUGCGCAAAAUAAUCUCAUCGAGGCAAGUUUGAUCGAAAUAGGAGAACUCCAUUUUCUCUUCCAGAUUUGGGAUCCCCUUAUCUCUGACAAUGAGGAGGUCCUGUUACACUAUCUUUCUCAGGGAUGCUGGCAUCUACAAAGAAAUUAGCUAUAAACAAAAUAAAAGAUGUUAAAGCUAAA
Myxocyprinus asiaticus (Chinese sucker) is the source of this 1346-nucleotide messenger RNA. Its product is annotated as beta-crystallin B2-like. The transcript is spliced from 6 exons. Gene Ontology annotation, molecular function: structural constituent of eye lens. Gene Ontology annotation, biological process: lens development in camera-type eye; visual perception. The coding region runs from base 143 to 772 and encodes 209 amino acids. The record is from RefSeq and is a predicted model, not a curated record. Lineage: Eukaryota; Metazoa; Chordata; Actinopteri; Cypriniformes; Catostomidae.